AUGGCUGUGAACGGACACGCUGUGAACGGAGACGCCGGUACUCCGGAAUCUAAUGUCGAUGUUCUCAUCAUCGGGGCUGGUCCCGCGGGGCUGAUGGCCGCCGCCUGGAUGGCGCACUGCGGCGUCAAGGCGCGCAUAGUCGACAAGAGAGGCACUAAGGUCUUCUGCGGCCAGGCCGACGGGCUCCAGGUCCGCAGCCUGGAGAUCCUCGAGAGUCUGGGCUUUGCAGACCGCGUGUGGAAGGAGGCGAACCAUAUGAUCGAGAUCUGCAUGUGGAAUCCUGGAUCCGAUGGUAUCAUCCGCCGUUCAGACCGCAUCCCAGAUACUAUCGUUGGGCUCUCCAGGUUCCAGCAGAUCGUGCUGAACCAGGGUCGCAUGGAACGGUUCUUCCUCGACAAUAUCGCCAAGCACUCGAAGAACACGAUACAGGUCGAGCGUGGAGUCCUCCCCGAGUCUCUGGAGAUUGACGAGUCCAAGGUCGAGGACGACUCUGCCUAUCCCGUCACCGUGAAGCUUCGUCACCUCACGGAGGAGGAGGCCACGCCGGCGCAGCAGAUUAGCGCAAGCAAGGUCUCAGAUGGCUUGUUCCGAAGCAAUCUCGUCAAGGAAGAUGACGAGGACGACCUGAUCCGCAAGAGUCAGUCGAGGCCUGGCACGGGCGAGGUCGUCCACGCCAAAUAUGUCAUCGGCUGUGAUGGUGCACGUAGCUGGACUCGGCGGGCCCUGGGAUUUGAGCUGCAAGGUGAAGCAACUGACUUCAUCUGGGGAGUGAUGGACAUCAUCCCGAUCACCGACUUCCCGGAUAUCCGAAUGAGGUGCGCGAUUCACUCAGCCGAGAACGGCAGUCUCAUGGUGAUCCCACGAGAGAACAAGCUGGUCCGGCUGUACAUCCAGCUGAAGGAGGUGGUGCCCGACGAGUCCGGCCGUGCCGACCGGUCCAAGAUCACACCCGAGAUCAUCUUCGCCGCCGCACAGAAGAUCCUUAGUCCUUACAAGAUCGAUUAUGAGUACUGCGACUGGUGGACAGCCUACCAGAUCGGCCAACGAGUCGGAACCAACUUCGAUGCGCACGAGCGCGUCUUCCUGGCCGGAGACGCCGUGCACACCCACUCGCCCAAGGCCGGCCAGGGCAUGAACGUCUCGAUGCAGGACUGCUACAACCUCGGCUGGAAGGUCGCGCUCGUCGCGCGCGGCAUCGCCAAGCGGAACAUCCUCAGCACGUACCAGAGCGAGCGACGCCGCGUCGCCCAGGACCUGAUCGACUUCGACCAUCGCUUCAGCAGACUGUUCUCGGGCCGACCGGCCAAGGACGUGAUGGACGCUGAAGGCGUGAGCAUGGAAGUCUUCAAAGACGCCUUCGAAAAGGGCAACCUCUUCGCCUCGGGCCUAUCCGUGAACUACGGCCCCAGCCCCCUCGUCCUCAAAGCCGGCGACGCAUCCGCCCAAGGCGACGGCAGCAAGGUCGUCGCCGCCCCAAGCACCAGCGGCGACGCCUUCGCCAAGGCGCAAGCCCUCGCACCAGGCCUGCCCGUCGGCAUGCGCUUCAACAGCUACAAGGUCCUCGACCAGGCCUCCGCGCGCCCGUGGCACUUCCAAGAAAAACUCAAGGCAGACGGCCGCUUCCGCAUCAUACUAUUCGCGGGCAACGUGCUCAGCGCCUCCCAAAAGCCGCGCGUCGACCGCUUCUGCGAGCGCCUGAACGCGCCGGACGCGUUCCUGCGCGCCGUGACGCCCAAGGACGCGCCAAUCGACAGUGUGAUCGAGGUGCUGACCGUGCACGCCGCAAAGCGCACCGAGACGGAGCUGCUGCGGGACUUCCCAGAGAUCCUGCACCCGUUUGACAAGCACACGGGCUGGGACUACGACAAGGUCUUCGUGGAUGAUGUGAGCUACCAUGAGGGCUUCGGUAAUGCGUACGGGAAUUAUGGCAUCGAUAAGGAGCGUGGGUGUGUGGUCGUGGCUAGGCCCGAUCAGUAUGUUGGCUAUGUUGGCGAGCUGGAGGACUUUGAUGCGCUGCAGAAGUACUUUGAGGGCUUCUUGGUGUUCCCGUCGGCAGCAGCUUCCUAG
Messenger RNA from Anthostomella pinea, 2067 nucleotides. NCBI's taxonomy places the organism in Eukaryota, Fungi, Ascomycota, Sordariomycetes, Xylariales, Xylariaceae. The record is from the annotation of a GenBank genome assembly.